Messenger RNA from Rhagoletis zephyria (snowberry fruit fly), 1703 nucleotides. It is a transcript of the gene Gsc, whose product is annotated as goosecoid homeobox. Gene Ontology annotation, biological process: regulation of transcription by RNA polymerase II. The record is from RefSeq and is a predicted model, not a curated record. Lineage: Eukaryota; Metazoa; Arthropoda; Insecta; Diptera; Tephritidae. Gene Ontology annotation, molecular function: RNA polymerase II cis-regulatory region sequence-specific DNA binding; DNA-binding transcription factor activity, RNA polymerase II-specific. Gene Ontology annotation, cellular component: nucleus.
ACAAGCACAGCAAUAUGGUGGAGACUACAACUCCUCCCAGCGGCAUUGCUGUGAAACGUUAUGCCGUCGGCAUGGUUGGCGAGGGCAGCCCGCUUAGUGAACACCAGCUUCAGCUUCAGCAUCAUCACCAUCAGCAGCAACAACAACAACAACAACAACAUUUGCAACAUCAACUGCAACAACAACAAACCAACCUGCAACACGCAAACCAUGGCCGCCAGAGUUCGCGAUCCCCACCCGCGACUACACCGAACGCUGCGUAUUUGACGACCGCCAUGCUUUUGAAUUCGCAGCAGUGCGGCUAUUUGGGACAACGUUUGCAAUCCGUUUUGCAGCAACAACAGCAGAAACACCAACAGCCACAAUCACAAACUCCUUCCUCCGACGAUGGCUCCCAAUCGGGCGCUACCAUAAUUGAUGAUGAGCGUCCAUCCCGACCUGCGCCAGCUACAGCAACUGCUGCGGCGGCAGCCGCUUCACUUUUUACAAUUGACAGUAUUCUGGGUGGCUCGAGGUCAGCUGUGAAUAGCAACAAUUUAAACAGCAUCAACAACAACAGCAACAAUAAUAGCAAUCAUAUUAGCAUCGGCAGCACAAAACGGGCCGAUUCUCCCGCCUCACCCAGUUCUAACUCCAGCUCAGCGGCAACAAGUCCCAUACGACCACAACGAGUUCCAGCUAUGCUGCAACAUCCCGGCUUGCAUUUGGGACAUUUGGCCGCAGCAGCAGCGACCGGAUUUGCCGCCUCACCGUCCGAUUUCUUAGUUGCGUACCCGAACUUCUAUCCAAAUUACAUGCAUGCCGCCGCGGUGGCUCAUGUGGCUGCAGCGCAAAUGCAGGCGCAUGUCAGCGGUCAUGGUGCUGCGGCGGCCGCCUUGGCCGCACACACACAUCCCCACCAUGCGCAUCAUCUGCAUCAUCCUCAUCACCCGCAUCAUCAUGUGGCGCAUCAUUUGGGACAUGGUCCACCGCCGAAACGAAAGCGUCGUCAUCGCACAAUUUUCACCGAGGAACAAUUGGAGCAGCUGGAGGCGACUUUCGAUAAGACACAUUAUCCCGAUGUGGUGUUGCGCGAGCAGUUAGCACUGAAGGUCGAUCUGAAGGAGGAGCGUGUGGAGGUUUGGUUUAAGAAUCGCCGCGCAAAAUGGCGCAAACAAAAGCGUGAGGAACAAGAGCGGCUGCGUAAAUUGCAAGAGGAGCAAUGCAGUGGUGCUGGCAAUAACACAUCGACUGGGGUGGCUGGCGCCUCAAGCUUAGGCGCUGUUAACGGCACCGGUGCGGUAAUGGCCGCUGUGGCGAAUCUAAAGUGUGUCGCCGAGGAUUAUGCCAGCCAAUUGAGUCAUCACAUUAAAACGGAUCCUAAUAGUUAUAAUAGCGAUGCGGAUGAGUCAUCGGACUUGGAGGUGGCAUAAAAGCAUGCUACACAUUCAUUUGUACAUACAUACAUGGCGUGUUGUAAUUGUAGAUAUCCCUCCUAAUUUUUAAAUGAGAUGUAAAUUAUAAUUUUUAAGCAGUUAAAAAAGUAGAUUUGGCGGCGAUUAAAUAGAAUCAAAAGCUUCUGGUUGUAAAAUUCGUAAUCUAUAUUUAACAAAUUGCAAAUGUAUACAUACAUAUGUAGAUAUGUAUGUUAAUAUAUACUUAAGUGAUUACAAACAUAUGAAGUUAUUUGUCGCAUUUAACACACUUUUUAGUAUUUUAACUAA